Molecule: messenger RNA, 1692 nt
Organism: Penicillium salamii
Lineage: Eukaryota; Fungi; Ascomycota; Eurotiomycetes; Eurotiales; Aspergillaceae
Source: the annotation of a GenBank genome assembly
AUGAUCACCAUGAAGCGCAGGCUCUCCGAUGCCGGCGACCAGCCGAAAGUCUCAACCCCUAAGAGACGCAGAACAGCUCUCGAACAGUCCAAUGGCACCUUAAAUGGCAAUGCCCCUAAUAACGCGCCCUCAAAUGGCGACUCUGAACUUCCUCCAUCACAACUCGACCAAUCGACGCCAAAAAAGACCAACGGCGUGUCCGCGACGCCGUUACAACAAUCUGGGCUGAAAACGCCCACCCAUAAGUCGAAGGCUCGUGGCCUGUUCGCUACACCUACCAAGCCCAAAUCUGCCACUGCGGCCACCCCAUCGCGGGUGAAGAAUGCAGACCGCUCGGCAAGAAAGAAGAGCGCGAGAGUGCUGUUCGAACAUGAUGAAGAUGCUGCCUGGGACGGAUCAGAGCGCUUAGCGGAGGAAAUCUUGCAGGGUGAUGAACCUGAACCUGAACCAGAGAACCCCGACCAAACUGUGGCCGAGAGCGUUGAACCCGAUGAUGCUGCAGAGAAGGGAGAAAAACAGCCCAAGCGUCGCGCGGGUCGGCCAAAGGGCGCCAGGAACAAGCGUUCCCCCACGCCCGAAGGCGAGCUUCCUGCCCACGAGCGAUACUUCUUUCAGAACCGAGCCGGUCCCAACAAGACCUCCAAUGCCACUCUCAACAAGGUGCCGCUGUUAACGCACGAAGAAUACUUUGAAAAGCUGGAACAUUACAAGGAUCCUUGCAGGGAAGAAAAGGAAUACCUGCUAUCCUUGCACCACCGGUCCUUCCCGCAGUGGGCAUUCGAGUUUGACGAAGGCUUCAGUAUCUGUCUAUUUGGAUACGGCUCCAAGCGCAAGCUCGUAGACCAAUUCGCAGAAUGGAUAUACAACCACCGUCUAUCAGACUCUGCGAAUUCACCCAUCGUUAUCGUCAAUGGUUAUACGCCUGGCAUCUCCAUCCGAACAAUCUUCGCUACGAUCGUCACAGCCGUGAUGGGCGAAAGUGCCCCGACUAAACUGGGUGCGCAGCCAACUGAAGUCCUCGAGCUCUUACAAUCCGUUCUCCAAUCCCGCCCAGAGGAUCAAGAACCGGUGACUGUUCUGAUCAACUCAAUUGACGCACCGCCUCUGCGCCGUGCAGCCAAUCAAGCACUGCUAGCCCGUUUGGCUGCCACACCACGCAUUCGCGUCCUCGUCACAGCUGAUACCCCUAAUUUCCCUGUUAUGUGGGACAUCAGCCUGCGCGACCAGUUCAAUCUGGUCUUCCACGACUGCACUACGUUCCUACCAUUCUCCGCGGAGGCGGACGUUGUUGAAGAGGUCCAUUCUCUACUUGGUCGCAAGGGCCGUCGCGUUGGCGGAAAGGAUGGUGUCGGCUUUGUGCUCAAGAGUCUUCCCGAGAACGCACGCAACCUGUAUCGACUCUUGCUAACGGAGUUGAUCACUGGUCUGGAUGACGGCCACCAGUCUGACGAUGAAGCUCCGGUCGAUGGUGGCAGGUCCGAGGAAACUGGUAUCGAGUUCCGUAUGCUUUACCAGAAAGCAACGGAAGAGUUUGUCGCGUCUUCAGAGAUGAUGUUCCGAACUUUGUUGAAGGAGUUCCAUGAUCACCAGAUGAUCACUUCGCGCAUGGACGCCAGCGGAAUGGAAAUCUUGGGUGUGCCGCUCUCUCGUGAUGAGAUGGAGGGCGUGCUCGAGGAUCUGGUGCUAGGGUAG